GACUACAACGGAAUCGAAAAUAAAAUUCCGUCGCUCUGGUAGGGCGGUAGACAACCUAUUUUACGUAUAUAGGUCCAUUUGUCCAUUUGCAUAUUGUGUAUAAUAGGUACUGUAGUCUGUAGUUGUACCUACCUAUUCUGCUACGAUCGUAGAUAUCUACAAAUUUCUGCUGCAACUUUUAUCAACAUCCUCACAGUUUAGUCAGUUACCCAGUUUGCCAGUAUGGAUGGUUAGUCUACACAACCCGUUGAUCAGCAUUAUAGUGGGUUUUAGUGCAUUUUGACUUUAUGUUCGCUACUUUUAACUUGACUAGUUGACUACCUACUUUACUCUGUAAAUCGUAGAUCUUCGCCUGUCUUCCAUUAUUUAGUCCGAAUUCGUCAUUCGAAAUAUGCUAUUAUGUCGAUCAACCUGCAGCUACAGUGCUACACACAUAUAUGUAUUUAUAUAUAUUUACGUAUUAUGAAAACAAUUUUUUUAUUGUAUGAUUGAUUGUCAGUUUGUCAUUCCCCUAAGUUUUAACAGAUGGACGUCCUUGUAUUUAGGAGUAUAACUGCAUAAGUAAACAGUUAACUUUUCAGUUUUCACUGUUUUCAGUAAGUACUAGUCGAAACACCUGAGCAUCGCCAAAUAUGGAUUACAAUAGUAUUGAUGAAGAUGAUGUUGAAAAUUUAAGGCUAGCUGCUCUUAUGACAUUGAAAAAAAAAUCAUAUUCACCAUUAAAUACGCAAAAUAGAAUACAAAACUCAGAAAAAUGUUUUCCUUGUAGUAGUUCAUAUAAUACUUCUCCUAAAAAUAAUGAAAAAUGGAUUCCUACAUCAAAUAAAUUGUUCAGUAAACGUGUAAAUUUAAAAAAAUCAGCUUAUCCCAAUAGUAAUUUGAUUUCUAUUAUACCAUCUGAUAUUGAUUGUGAUUUUCAAAGUGAUUUAACUAAUUCUACACUUACACUUACUUCUGAGGACAAAAAGUCAUCAAAUAUUCUAAAUUUGAAUAAUGAAGUAUCUACUAAAUUCAGUAGAUUAGAACAUGAAUCUGAUUCUCAAGAAAGCGAAGACAGUGAAUCAGAAAAAAAUGAAAAAGAAGAAUCAGAUGAUUGUGAUAUUUUAUCUUUAGGUGAAAAAGAUAAAGAUUUAGAUGAUCUCGAAAAAUUAAUGGUUAUUAUAGAGGCUGAAAUUGCUAGUAAAGACGGUGAAUCAUCUAUAAAAGAAAGUUUAAAUUUAAAAACAAAUAAUAAUUAUGUAGUAAAAAAUCCUACUGAAUUGAAUGUUGACAAGAAUGAACCUAUUCGUUUAAAUCAACCUAAGACAAUUGAAGAUUUUAAAUCACAGUUAAAUCCACUUAAAGAAGAACUUAAAUCUGUGAUUGAUUUAAAAACAAAUAUAAACUCUACAUCUCAAAGUACUUCAUUAAAAUCAUGUGUCAUUUUAAAAUCUCCAAUGGCGUUUAAUAGAAAGAGAUCAAAUUCUCCUUAUAUUAAAUAUUUAAAUAGAUGUUCUACUACAGUUGAUCAUUCAAAGCUUCAAACUCGGCUUCAAAGUAGAUCUUCAUCUCCAAGAAGGUUAUCACCAAUAAAAGAAAAAAAUAUUUCUCCAGUACAAUAUUCUCCUAAAAAAUCUCAGAAUCGUUCAUCAUCUUUAAACAAAACACAUAGUUUUGUAUCAAAAGUUCCAUUGCCUAACAGAAGACAAUUAUCUCCAUUUCCUAGAAAAAGUAGAUCUCCGCUCAAAAGAAAAUCAAGAUCACCAAUUAUUAGCACUACUAAUAAAAAAUCUUAUAGCCAAAAAAAAUUACUAAAUAAAUCAAGACUAAUAUCUCCUACUAUUCUAAAUGUUGAUAAUAAUGAUAAUUUACAGAAAACAAUUAAAGUUAAACCUGUCGAAAAAGAAGUGAAAUUAAGACAAUUUGAUUCUGCUUUAGAAGCUGUAGAUGAUAAAAAACUGUCUGUACAACAUACUGAUUUAGUUGAUCUGAGAACAGAAAUAAAAAGACGAAGAGCUCUUCGAUUAAAUAUGAAUCAAUUGGAUGUAAAGAAAAAAUCAGAAUCAUUUUAUCCUACUCGAUUGUUACAGUCUGCAAUUAAAGAUGUAGUUGAUUCAAGUGCCAAUGAAGAAAAAAGAGAUAAAUGUUCUAACAAACCAGAAAUUAAAGUACCAACUGAAGUUAAUUCAAGAAGUCGACGGGUUGUUUUACUUACAGAAAAUCAAUAUAAUGAUUAUGAUGGAGAAUCUUAUACAAGUGCAAAGAGACUAAAAAGCAAUUUCAAAAAAGUUCCAUUACAUUCGAGAGUAACAAGUGCUCAUAAUAAUAACACAAAACUAAAAGGAUUAAAGAUGAUCAUUAGGCAAAACAUUAAUGUUACAGAUAUUGAUCAGGUAUUUGAUGUCCUUAAUCAUAUGCAAUUUUUUUUUUUUUUUACUUUUGUCAAUUUGAUACAUUAUUACUAUUUUAUUCCUAUUUUACAUAAUCUAAGUAUUGUAUUUAAGGGGUUUAACUAUAACCAAUUCAGAUUAAACUACAGAGUAACAUAAGUAAUUCUAAACGUAUUUUAAGUACCAUUGAUAAGAGAUUUUUAAUUUAAUAGGUAAUUAUAAGUAAAUGGUGCAUAAUAGUCAUUAAAUUCAGUAUUAUUAUACCUAGGUACUGUAUUGUUUGUUGUUAAAAAAGAUAAAAAUUUUCUUUUAUAAUUAAAACAUAUCCUAAAACUGUAAUAAAUUUAAUACUAAAUAUUUAUACUCAUUUUUUGGC
Rhopalosiphum padi (bird cherry-oat aphid) is the source of this 2745-nucleotide messenger RNA. RefSeq names its product WD repeat-containing protein DDB_G0292056-like. Lineage: Eukaryota; Metazoa; Arthropoda; Insecta; Hemiptera; Aphididae. Bases 633 to 2528 code for a protein of 631 amino acids. The transcript has 10 exons. The record is from RefSeq and is a predicted model, not a curated record.